Molecule: messenger RNA, 2316 nt
Organism: Metarhizium robertsii ARSEF 23
Lineage: Eukaryota; Fungi; Ascomycota; Sordariomycetes; Hypocreales; Clavicipitaceae
Product: esterase
Exons: 6
Coding region: 1-2316 (771 amino acids)
Biological process (GO): regulation of transcription by RNA polymerase II; regulatory ncRNA-mediated heterochromatin formation; RITS complex assembly
Cellular component (GO): SAGA complex
Molecular function (GO): hydrolase activity, acting on ester bonds
Source: RefSeq, a predicted model, not a curated record
AUGCGAUUCUUGGGCCUCGUUUUACCUGUCCUCAACCUCUGUCUCGCAGCCCGCCAAAGCCCCCUACCGCCUCUCCAUGUUGAACCCUCGGGAGAGCGAACAUGGACUGCAGUUAGUCAUGGUCAACGACCGCGGCAACAUAUCCUGAACCCUCCUGCGUUGGUCUCUGUGGAAGAACACGACAUCAACUUUCCGCAUCGCCCGUUCCAGCCUGCCUCUGGCUUUAUUGCCCUUGGCGACUCCUACUCAGCGGGUAUAGGCACCGGGCUCAACGGAACAGAAAACAACUGCCGUCAAGGUCUGCAUGCUUAUCCGGUUCUAGUCCAUAGAGAUCUCAACCGCGCUCGUGGCCAUCAUGACAAUGCAACGGAGAUGCAGUUUCUUUCCUGUACGGGCUCUACAAUUGGUGACAUGCUCGCGGGGUCCGACCAUAGCCAGAUCGAUGGCCUAAAUGCUACGACAGAUGCAGACUUUGCGCUUCUGUCCAUUGGUGGUAAUGAUCUUGGCUUCUUCAACAUCAUGAAUAGCUGCAUCUUUCGCUUUUAUAGCUUUUACUCAGGAACCUGCGAAGAUGCCUUACGCAAUUCUGAAGAAGCCCUUAACGGUCCCGAGUUUGAACAUGACCUUCGUUUGGCCAUUAUGGAAAUCCUCGACCGUGUACAGUGGGAGAAGAGGCCCUGGUUUACCAUUACGGUCUCAGGGUACGCUCGCUUCUUCAACGAGGAUACCGAGGACUGCGACGAACGGUCCUUUGGAGUGUGGUGGCGCGGGCCCAAAUUGAAACGCAAACUUCGCCGCAGGAUGAACAAGAUGGUCCUUUCAGUAAACGACAAGAUUAGACGCUCAAUUUCUGCUAUAAACGCCGACUUUAUAGAACCCAGGGUCAUGUUUGUGGACUACGACGAUGCUUUCGAAGGCCAUCGUUUCUGCGAACGCAACGCUACUGAACCAGAUUAUUCCAGAAACGAAACAUGGUUUUUCCUUGUCGGAGGCAAAGACAACCACCAUGGCUUCCAAAGUCAGCUGACAGGGUCCGACCAUAGCGAACUACUUCCCCGGAGCUCACCACUGAUAAAUCCAGAUACGUGUUUGGAUCCUGCUGAGAAAUCAGGCGAUUGGGGUGAUGACCCGAUCAACAAAGUCGUUUUGAAGAAGGAAAGCAAAUCAGGCACCAUAAAGCUGAAGAAGCCGCCCCCGAAGCACAACAAGCCAGGAAACUGGAGGGAUGGUAGUGUUGUCGAAGAUGAGAAAAAGAAAGCUGUGAGCUCCCCCUCGACCUCGGUGGCUUCUCCUGGCCCAGUCGUGAACCAACUAGACGACACCGCUCGAGAGACCUUUGCGACAGGACGGCCUCUGGAGGAUAGCCCAGAUCUCCAGCAAUGCAAGCACUGCAAGAAAAGUAUUUUAAAGACUGCAGCCAAGGCCCAUAUUGCGCAAUGCCUGAAGCUGAAAAAGGAGAAGGCGCAGAGGAAGAAGGAAGCGCGAGAAGCGCGAGAGAGGGCUAAGGAGGCAGCCAGGGAGGAAGAAGCUAGAAAGGCUGAUGAAGAAAAUGGAGAAGAUGAUAGUGACGACGACGAUAAAAAAGGAAAUGUGGCGGGUAAGAAAGCAGGCAAGAAGCCCGAGGAUGACAAGAAGGGCAGCAAAAAAAGGAAAGCCGACGGCGAGCCAGAUAAAGGACCGAAGGCGAAAAAGAAGAAGGACGAGCCUAAAGCCAAGGUUCCAAAGCCUAAAGGACCGGUUGAUGUUGAAAGGCAGUGUGGUGUCAUACUGCCCAACGGGCAACCAUGCGCUCGAUCGCUUACAUGCAAGAGCCACUCUAUGGGGGCAAAACGUGCUGUUGCAGGCCGUUCUCUUCCGUACGAUAUGCUUUUGGCAGCAUACCAGAAGAAAAAUCAAGCAAAACAACAAAAGGCUGCUCUUGAUGCGAACGCCCCCGUUGAGGACGAGGAUGACGCGAACAACGGUCCUGUUGACUCUGACGAGGAAACCGGAGCCGUAAUGAGCGCCUUGUCCCACUGGCAUCCCCAACCGCUUAUUCCACAACCUGUUUUCACUCCAAUCAAACGACAAUAUCAGCUCUCUAGACUUCAUGAACAACUACAACUAGCAACGAAUGGAGGUCGUACCAACAUUUUUCAUGUGGUAGGAUACGGCGCUCAAAAACUCCCGGAAGGACACCCCGGACUUGUUGAAGGGGAAGAUGCACCAGGCGAGCCAGACAUUGGUGCCUUGGGCUUUCCUGCUUCUGCCAGAUCAUCGAAUUUUGGUGCCGCAACCGUGUCACAGAGACGGCCAUCAGUAACAAGCCGCGGUUGA